AUGUCGAAAGAUCAGGCAAACCUUGGUAACUUCGCUGUUGUUGUUUUUGGGAAAGUAACACAAAACUCUGGAAAUGCCUAUAACGCAAACACCGGUAAAUUUACAGCGCCUGAAGAUGGUCUGUACUCAUUUAUGUGGACGAACGUGACAAAGGGUGGAAAACAAUUCCACACUGAAAUUGUUCUCAAUGGUAAACGUCUGGGUUAUAAUCAUGUCAAUGGUGAGUCAGGCAGUUCUCACAUGGCGUCCGGAACUUCAUCAGCUGUUAUAAAAAUGAAGAGGAAAGACGAAGUCUGGAUACGAACACAUGGAACAUAUGGAAAGUAUGCUUAUGCUGACUGGUCAUCAUUCACUGGAUUUAAAUUGUAA
This is a messenger RNA of Saccostrea cuccullata (small rock oyster), 369 nucleotides long. RefSeq names its product heavy metal-binding protein HIP-like. The transcript has a single exon. The coding region runs from base 1 to 369 and encodes 122 amino acids. Lineage: Eukaryota; Metazoa; Mollusca; Bivalvia; Ostreida; Ostreidae. The record is from RefSeq and is a predicted model, not a curated record. Gene Ontology annotation, molecular function: protein binding.